AUGUCGGAACCUCUGCAGAAGGGCGAGAUCGACCUCAAGUCGCUCGAGAAUGCUCUGAGCGAUGGCGAAGCGGCCUCCGAACUGCCCGCUGAGACUCUACAGAAGAACUCCGACACAUUGGCUCAGCCCGCUGCCGAUACUCGAGCCUCGUCGACUCCGUCUGCACCAACUCCUAAUGCCCAUAAAGCCUCUUCGCCCGCAACGCUCUCGCCGUCUUCAACCCGAGCCAUGUCUCCCGUCCAAGCGCCAGCUCGGACCACGUCGGCCGACAUGCCGCCGGCGGUAGCUGAGCUCAAGGCCAUGUUCCCCGACCUCGACACCGACACGAUCGCUGCCGUCCUAUCCUCUCGCGGCGGCGACCAAGAGGCGGCUGUCAAUGCUCUGCUCCAGAUGUCCGAUCCCAGCUUCAAGCCCUCGACCACCGAGACACGCACGGAUUCCGAUGCUCUGCUCGCACAGACGAUCGCCAUGGAGGAGGAGCAGAGGCACCACGAGCUGCUAGCACGCCAGCAGCAGCAGCGCAUCAGCCAGACUGCGGGCCGGGGCGGCGGCGGUGCUGGAUCGUUCUUCGGCGGCCUGCUUGGCUCCGACUCAAGAGAGGCAUCCGCACCAUCGACGCCGUCGUACGAUCCCAACGCGUUGACCUACCAGCCGCGUGUCAGGAGGGCUGGAGGCCCAGCUCCCGCGAGAACGGCAUAUGCACCACCGAAUCAUCCUCCGGCCUCGACUCCCUCGUAUACGGAUGGCGAGAGCGUGAUUCCAGGAAUGCCUGGUGCCAAGGAAGCCAAGCAGUGGCAGGAAGAGAUCAAUCGGAUGGCAGAGACUGGCCUGGCUCGUGCAGCCUCGACCUUUUCGUCGUUGCGCGAGAAGGCUAGUGCGGCCUUCAACAAUCCGCAGGACGGUAGCGCGCAAGGCAGCCAGGCAGGAGCAGCGCCUGGUGGUAGCGGCGGCACCGGAGCGGGUCUCGCUCAAGCUUUCCAGAACCUUAGGGCAGGUGCAGGCAGAGGAGGCGGAGGCGCGUCGCAAGAGAAUGCCACAUCGACACCCCCUGCACCCGCGCGUGCGGGCUUCACCUCGCCACGCUCGCCUCACGCCAGCGAAUACGACCAGGAUCCAUCGCCAGUUUCGGACAACGAGCUGGCCAAGAUCAUCUCCCGAGGCGGAGGUGCAGGCGCUGCAGGCGGGGCCAGCGACAAAUCAGCAGCCGGCAAGGCACGGGCCCUUGCCGAACGCUACGGACUGGGCAUCAAAGGUGCCGGUCGAGGCGGAGCUUCCACCACACAGGCCGCAGGCACAGGCGCUUCGUCCUCUGAGGCUGAGUUCGCAGGCUGGGACCAGGCAGGCCGCACACCCAUCUCGAUCAAGGAUAACACUGUCAGCGCAACAUCGGCCGAGCCGAAGAGCAAGGACUCGGUCGCGCUCAUGGACUCGGCGCAAGGUCGUGGUCUCACGACCCCGCGUCCCGCCGACGCGUCCGUUCCCGCAGCAGCCACUGGUGCCGCAGUGGGUGCAGUAGCCGCCACCGCAGCAGGUGCCACCACCCUGAGCAGCGCACGCACCCACGACGACCACGAUGACGCAAAUGACUCGGACGACCUCGAAUACGUCAGCAACCCCUUCGAGGACGAAGACUAG
Moesziomyces antarcticus is the source of this 1635-nucleotide messenger RNA. RefSeq lists its product as uncharacterized. Gene Ontology annotation, cellular component: cytoplasm. Gene Ontology annotation, molecular function: ubiquitin conjugating enzyme binding; ubiquitin binding. Gene Ontology annotation, biological process: ubiquitin-dependent protein catabolic process. Bases 1 to 1635 code for a protein of 544 amino acids. The record is from RefSeq and is a predicted model, not a curated record. The transcript has a single exon. NCBI's taxonomy places the organism in Eukaryota, Fungi, Basidiomycota, Ustilaginomycetes, Ustilaginales, Ustilaginaceae.